CGUGUGCGCGACGAAAAAAAAUAUAAAUCGUAACGAGCAGAGGAAAAAACGUGUGAAAAAUACAUAAAAAGCGCGGCGCUGUCGUCCAUUAUCUUUCUUCUUCGUCAGUGUUCGUUAUCGUCGUAGUCUCGUCGUCCUUUUUUUCGUACUCGUCGUCGUUCCGAUCGAAGAAAGAAGAACCGCAUCAACAAGAACAGGAUACCCAGAAACCAACACCCACGCAAUGCAAAGGCUUUAACCGUUGACCUCAAAGGAUCAAAACGACGACAGACAACCGCGCAACAAACACAAAACCGGAGGAGCAGUCUCGCCGCCUAGGAUGUCCACAAAUUGGCAAUAAAUGAUAUUCGUGUGUAUGUAUGCGUUACUCUGACGACUCAACCUCUCAGUCGUCUCUCUCUCACGCCAACUGCUCUUUGGCUGUGCCUGCGUCUUCGCCGCUGCUCGUUCUGGUGUUCGUGUGACAACAAAUCUCACAUUUUGCUUCGUGACUAGUGUGUGUGUGUGUGUGUUUGGAGUACCGUUUUCUGGAUCAUUUCUAUACCGAGGCUUGGCAUGGCCGCUCGUGGAGAGAUCAAGAAUAUCAGGGAGAGCCAGCAACAGCACCAGAAUCAACAGUAAAUAUAAGGCUCAAAAGUAUUUAAAAACGAAAAACCUAGAAAGAACUAAGUGGAAAAAGUGCAACUCUUAUACAACAACAAAACAAAGCCAAAGCCAAAGUUUCAGGAUCUAUACAAAUAACAUAACAAAAAAGGAAGAAGUUAAGGCUCCACAACGUAGAAGUGGAAAAAAACCAUCUAAGAAUAAGCACAUACCACAAUCUCUCUCCUUUACGUAAUUAUUCAACCAUCCACCAACACCACCACACCCCACAAAAAGGAAGAAGAGAAACCACAAAAGAACCAACACACCCAACACCCAACCACAGAGUGGGUGGCAAAGGGGGGAAUAUCUAUAUUCGAUUAAAUAAAUCACACAACACACACCAAACAACAAAAAAAAAUAAACAAAACGACGAACAACCUGUUGCUGGCAACAAUGACAACCCUCGAGGAGCAUAUCGUCUUAACUCCCGUAGAUGCGGUGGAGUCGUCUCACGUGUCGCUGUGCGACGAUGUUACCAAUCUAUCGGUCCUCGACACGGACACGGAUGUGAGCAACACGAGCAGCAGCUCGAGCAGUUCCAGCAGCUCGAGCAGCUCUAGCUCCAGCACGGACACGGACACCGGCAAGGGCAGUAGCACCGUGGGCAGCUUAGAUGUGACGAGCGUGAGCUCGUCCAGCAUUGGGUCGGCCGCUGGUUCGAUUGCAUCGCCGGCCCCAUCAACGGCUAAUUCGAAUACAUCGUCGGGACUGGGCCUGGGCAUGGGCCUGGUGGUGGACAUAGAUAGCACGGCGAGCAGUCAGGAGCUGAGCAGCCAUGGCGUCAACGAGCUAGACUCGCUGGAGGACUCGUGCGGUGGCAUGCUUAAGGAUGGGGAUAAGCUCUGCAAGUUGUGCAGCACACGCCUGGUUAUGCCCCGCAUCUUGACCUGUCUGCAUGUCUUUUGCGAGGAUUGUCUGCAGGCCCUGGUGGCCACGGAUUCGGUGUCGGCCAGUUCGCCCAAUAGUUGUUCCUCAUCCUCCUUCGAUGGCAGCGAGAAUCAGCAUUCGCAUCGUUUGCCCUCGCUGUUGGAGUGUCCCGUUUGCAAGGAUGUCACCCGACUGGGUCCUAAGGGGGUGAAGGGUCUCACAUGCGAUUACAUUGUGACCAAUAUACUUGAUCUAUCGAACCUCGAAUCGGAGCAGAUACCCUGCACCUCGUGCAAAAGCAAGGAGGAGGCCAUGUCCCGAUGCAAUGAUUGUGCAAACUUUUUGUGCAACGGCUGCGACAAUGCCCACAAGUAUAUGCGAUGCUUCGAGAACCAUCAGGUGGUGCGCAUCGAGGAUUUACAGAAGAAUGUCCAGGACAAGCUGUUCAUCCACAAGCCCGUGUGCUGUGGCCAGCAUGUAAGCGAGAAUCUCAAAUACUAUUGCUUCACCUGCCAAGUGCCCACCUGCAAUGAUUGUCUGCUGGGCGAUCACAAGGGCAGCGACCAUCACUAUGAAACGGCCGUCGUUGCUGAGCAGGCAGUGCGCGCCGAUCUGGAGGACAUCAUUAGCGAUACUCUAAAGAAAGCCGACUAUUGCAAUGACGCCACCGGGAAUCUAAGCAGCGCUCUCACCGAACUACAAGCCCAAAACGACUUGGUCCAUCAGCAGAUCGAGGAGGGCUACAAGCUGUACAAGCGUAUUCUCGAGAAGAUCAGAGACGAUAUGAUCAAUGAACUGGGUCGCCUGCACUCGGAUCGUGAGCUCAAAAUAAUGGAUCUAAUGCAAAGUCUAGAGAACAACUCCGGGCGAUUGCAGCAGGCGGCGCAGUUUGGCCAGCGGGCCCUUGACAAGGCCAAUGCAGUGGAGUUUCUGCUGCUCAAGCCCCUCGUCACAUCCCAGUGCAAGAAACUGAUGGAGCAGACCCCUAAAUGUGACAUCAACUACCAGCUACAGUUUGAGACAAAGCCGGAGAGAUUCGAGCAGUUUGCCCGAAAUAUGUUUGGUAAAUUUGCCACCGAAUCCAGCUGCAGUCCCGUGGAUACACCCAAGCCAUUGUCACCGGUUCCGUCGUCACACCAGCAUCAGCAGCAGCAGCAUCAGCAGUUGCAGCAGUCGCAGUUGCCAUUGCAAUCACUGCAUCAUUCGUCGCCACUGAUUGUGGGUCAUGGCCAUGCCCAAGGUGGGAGCUCAUCGACGCGCGGCAGCUCCUCGGUGCAAGGACGCCUCAGCUCGGCCGUGUUUAGUCCAAAUUCGUUGCCAUCCUCAUUGCAAAGCUCGUUCGAUGGGGAUAACUCGGCCAUGACUAGCUUCUCGUUGAUGAGCACUUUGCCACCGGACUCGCCGUCACAGCUGCAGCAGCCGACACCGUUGCCGCAGUUACCACAAAUGCCGCAGAUGCCACAGAUGCCCGUCUUGCCCGUGAUGCCUCAGCAGCAACAGCAACAGCAACAGGCACAGCAGCAGCAGACACAACAGCAGGUGCAGGUGCAGCAGCAGCAGCAGCAACAGCAGCUUCAGCAGAAGCAACACCAACACCAACAACAGCAGGCGCAACAACACCAGCACCAACAGCAGCAGCAGCAACACCAACAGCAGCAGCAACAACAACAAGUAGUACUCCAUCAGCCGCAGGCACAGCAGCAGCCGCCUAUGCCACCGCAGAUUGCCCAACUUGUGACACCCCAGGGCAUUGUUCAAGUGCAGCAGCAGCAGCAGGCUCCUCAUGUAAAUCUGAAUGCCGGACCCGGACCAAACAUGGCCGCACUCAAUGGCAUAGCCGGAGGCGGCGGCGGAGGUCCACCCUCGUCCUUCAGCAUGCUGGAGUACAAUAUCUCAAGGCUGGCCAGUCUCACCGACACAAUGUCAGAUUCCCUAACCGAGGCAUUGGCCGUGGGCGGUGCCACCGCCGGACCGAAUGUGUCUCAGGUAACCGCUGGCUCAGCUGUAUCCGGCGGCCCUGGAGCUCCCCACCAUCAACAGCAGCAGCAACAACAACAACAGCAACAACAACAGCAACAACAACAACAGCAGCAGCAGCAGCAGGCGGUUAUGCCCGCCUCGGCGGUGACGCCCAGUCAACCAAUCACUUUGGCGGACAUUCUUUCCGGCGAUCAGCGGGCGCUCAACAAUCUUCAGGCCCUGGCCAAAUUGGGACUCAAUAAUAAUGAUGAUCUGUUGUCGAGCGAAAGCUCAUCGGGAAUUGAUUUUUUAUCAGAUUUCUGCCUGCCAGCUGCCACCUCGCCCAAUCUCCAGGCCCUCAAUCCGAUUGUCGGCGGCGUCGAGGAUAUUGGCCUCAACAAUUUCCAUGCCGUUGCCCCGCCCGGCACCACCAGUGUGGUGACCGGCCGCAAUAAGGCCACACCCAUGCAGAUCAGAUGCAAAUUCGGUUCACUGGGCACGGCCAAGGGACAGUUUAAUUCUCCGCAUGGCUUUUGCCUGGGCGUUGACGAGGAGAUCAUUGUUGCCGAUACAAACAAUCAUCGGAUCGAGGUCUUUGACAAAAUGGGUGCCCUUAAAUUCCAAUUUGGGGUCGCUGGCAAGGAGGAGGGACAACUCUGGUAUCCCCGAAAAGUGGCGGUCAUGCAUAAUAAUGGAAAAUUUGUGGUCUGCGAUCGCGGUAAUGAGCGCUCACGCAUGCAGAUCUUUUCAAAAUGUGGACAUUUUAUGAGAAAAAUAGCCAUCAGAUAUAUUGAUAUUGUGGCCGGACUGGCUGUCACAGCCAAGGGUCACAUUGUGGCCGUCGAUAGUGUGUCGCCCACCGUUUUUGUAAUAUCUGAGGAGGGGGAGCUGGUGCGCUGGUUCGAUUGCAGUGACUAUAUGCGAGAACCCUCGGAUAUUGCCAUAAGAGACAACGAUUUCUACGUUUGCGAUUUCAAGGGCCAUUGUGUGGCCGUUUUCCAGGACGAUGGCACAUUCCUCUACCGCAUUGGCAACGAGAAGGUCACCUGCUUCCCCAAUGGCAUUGAUAUAUCGAAUGCUGGUGAUGUACUCAUUGGUGAUUCACAUGGAAAUCGCUUCCAUGUGGCCUGCUAUUCGCGCGAGGGCGCCCUCCAAUCGGAGUUUGAGUGUCCCCAUGUCAAGGUUCGUUGUGUGCCCACCUACACUUACAAUCACAAUUCAGACCAAACUAAACGAGAGUCUACAUCGCACAUCUGAACUCUCAAAAGAUACUCACUUGUAAUUUACAUGUUUCACGAUGCUGCGGCCUGAAGAUCACAUCCGAGGGAUAUGUGGUCACUCUGGCCAAGAACAAUCACCACGUUCUCGUGCUGAAUACGCUCUAUGUUCACUGAUUGCAAAUUAAAGCCCGCAACAAUCGUCCGUCAGUCGACUUGAUCAAAUACAAUUAUAAAUACUCUUCAGGAAAGAUAUACGGCUGUCGUCGUCACCUGAUGCCCGGCCAUACCCACAAUGCUAUCUGUCAUAUAUUGGCCAGAAAGCAACAGAAGUACGAAAACAGGAUGAACAACGCCAGCGCCAGCGCCAAUGCCAUCGCCAAUGCCAAUGUCAAUGCUAACACCAACACAAGCGGCGGCCAAAACAGUCAGCAACAUCAACAGCAGCAGCAGCAGCAGCCGCCGCCACCACCGCCACCGCAGCCCCCGCCGCCGCUGCAGCCGCAUUCGGUUAUGGACCAUCUACCAAAUAGUCGCAAUCCAAUCGAAACCAACAGCUACAUCUUCAACCACAACUACAAAAGCAUCAAUUGCGACAAAAAUAACGUCAAUGUCACUAGCAAUGUCAGCACCAACACUAACAAUUGCCAACAAUAAGGUGUAUAUAAUCGAUAAUACAAAUAUAUAUAUACACAGUAUAUAUGUUCUAGUUGGAGAAAUACAAGGACG
Molecule: messenger RNA, 5417 nt
Organism: Drosophila subobscura
Lineage: Eukaryota; Metazoa; Arthropoda; Insecta; Diptera; Drosophilidae
Gene: mei-P26
Product: B-box type zinc finger protein ncl-1
Exons: 8
Coding region: 1039-4728 (1229 amino acids)
Biological process (GO): positive regulation of DNA-templated transcription
Cellular component (GO): nucleoplasm; chromatin
Molecular function (GO): protein binding; ubiquitin-protein transferase activity; zinc ion binding
Source: RefSeq, a predicted model, not a curated record